Molecule: messenger RNA, 1174 nt
Organism: Hyaena hyaena (striped hyena)
Lineage: Eukaryota; Metazoa; Chordata; Mammalia; Carnivora; Hyaenidae
Gene: RAC3
Product: Rac family small GTPase 3
Exons: 6
Coding region: 267-845 (192 amino acids)
Biological process (GO): motor neuron axon guidance; regulation of actin cytoskeleton organization; cortical cytoskeleton organization
Cellular component (GO): cytoplasmic vesicle; cell cortex; plasma membrane
Molecular function (GO): GTP binding; protein kinase binding; GTPase activity
Source: RefSeq, a predicted model, not a curated record
CCCCGGCCCGUGGCACGGGUCCCAGGGGCGCCGAGUCCCCGCCCCUUACCGGAGUUCUCCGGGACCCGCGAGCGCCGGGCUGGGGGCGGGCCCGCGCCCCCUGCGCCCCCCGCCGGCCGCGCUCGGCUGUCUCCGCGCCCGGCGCUCGGCGGCGCUCGGCUGUCUCCGGCCGCUCGGCUGCGCGCUCGGCUCGGGUCCGCGGCCGCUGCGGCGCCGGGCAUUUCUCCGCAGCUCGGCUCGCGGCCGCGCCCGCCCGGCCCGCGCCCAUGCAGGCCAUCAAGUGCGUGGUGGUCGGCGACGGCGCCGUGGGGAAGACCUGCUUGCUGAUCAGCUACACGACCAACGCCUUCCCGGGAGAGUACAUCCCCACCGUUUUCGACAACUACUCUGCGAACGUGAUGGUGGAUGGGAAGCCGGUCAACCUGGGGCUGUGGGACACGGCCGGGCAGGAAGACUACGACCGGCUGAGGCCACUGUCCUAUCCCCAAACUGAUGUCUUCCUGAUCUGCUUCUCCCUGGUGAGCCCGGCAUCCUUUGAGAAUGUUCGAGCCAAGUGGUACCCCGAGGUGCGACACCACUGCCCCCACACGCCCAUCCUCCUUGUGGGCACCAAGCUGGACCUCCGUGAUGACAAGGACACCAUCGAGCGGCUGCGGGACAAGAAGCUGGCGCCCAUCACCUACCCCCAGGGUCUGGCCAUGGCCCGGGAGAUCGGCUCUGUCAAGUACCUGGAGUGCUCAGCCCUCACUCAGCGGGGCCUGAAGACCGUGUUUGAUGAGGCCAUCCGGGCUGUGCUCUGCCCGCCCCCCGUGAAGAAGCCGGGCAAGAAGUGCACGGUCUUCUAGAGCCUGCUUCCAGAGCGGCCCCGCCCGGCCCGUGUUUGCUGUCGUGUUGCGAUAUUUGGUGUCCCUGAGUCUGCUGUGAGGGAGUGGUGUGGGUGGGGAGGGGGAGAAGCAUGGGGACAGGGCUGGGGCCGCGGAGUCCUGUCUGGGGUCCGGUUCCAGCGUUACCUGGCCCCCGCGGGAGGCUGGAAGGGAGCAGGGUCUCCCUCGGGCUGCGGAGCGGGUCCAGGGCAGCCCCAGGAUGGGCUUCCUGAUGGGGAGGUUGGGGGGAUGGGGCCGGCUCAUGCGCCCCAGGAUGGGGAGGCCCUUUCUUAUUUUAUACAAUAAACAUU